AUGGAAACAGCACUCAAGCCGAUCAACGCGAAGAUAUCUCAACUAGAGGAAAAUGUCAAUAAGGUACUUACAUCUGAGAAAGGCAAAACCAAGGUAAGUGGUGAGAAAAGUGUUGAAGAGCGCCUGAAUAGACUUGAGUCUGCGUAUAGUCUCUUACAAGAGCAGAACAAUCAACUCAAAGUAGAGAAUGAACAGCUCAAACGCAAACUACACCAAGCAACCAACACAACAGACACACAUACACCUAUGCCAACCAUGAACACCACUGAUUUCCCCAAUUUGGGCGAAUCACAAUCGGACCCGAAGCAAAGGCCUGCACUGAAAUCAUUUAAAGAAAUGCUCAAUCAAACUAGAAGCCCAUCCUCUCGCGAGGCACAGGAAGCUCCCCGUCUAUUUGGGAUUGUCAGGAUCACUGGGAGCUCUCCGCACUAUACUUUAACUGCAACACUCACGCUUUAG
Sphaeroforma arctica JP610 is the source of this 459-nucleotide messenger RNA. RefSeq lists its product as hypothetical. The coding region runs from base 1 to 459 and encodes 152 amino acids. The record is from RefSeq and is a predicted model, not a curated record. The transcript has a single exon. NCBI's taxonomy places the organism in Eukaryota, Ichthyosporea, Ichthyophonida.